This is a messenger RNA of Pygocentrus nattereri (red-bellied piranha), 4238 nucleotides long. RefSeq names its product terminal nucleotidyltransferase 4A-like. Gene Ontology annotation, biological process: RNA 3'-end processing. Bases 975 to 3224 code for a protein of 749 amino acids. The record is from RefSeq and is a predicted model, not a curated record. NCBI's taxonomy places the organism in Eukaryota, Metazoa, Chordata, Actinopteri, Characiformes, Serrasalmidae. Gene Ontology annotation, cellular component: TRAMP complex; nucleolus. Gene Ontology annotation, molecular function: mRNA binding; poly(A) RNA polymerase activity. The transcript is spliced from 13 exons.
UACAUGACUGAGAUCUGCUUUAUUUAUGAGUAGCAUAUUUAUUCAUUUAUGCACAUAUGCACACAUUUGCACUUUAUAUACACCUGUCCUUGUACUUUAUUAUAUAAAUCCCCUUAUUUUUAUGUUUUAUAUUUCUCUAUAUUAUUCUAUUCUGAAGCUUGAUUUGAUUUGUUUGAGACAAUCUUAAGAAAGAUGUUUUCCUCUAGUUUGGAGUAUACAUUACACUGUCUUACUGUAUUUUUGAUAGUGUUUACACACACACACACACACACACACACACAUAUAUAUAUGUGUGUAUGUAUAUAGUUUUUUGACAGUGUUUCUGGUGGGCGUUCAUAUUUUGAACUGGGGCCUAGUUUUGUCCGUACGCCACUGUACAAGCCUGUUACGGAUCACUGUAAGAGCGAUUCUGAGAGGAAACGUUAGACUCAUGACAGCCCUGUGGAAACCCUCACAUAAACCCUUUAUAAACGAGGCUUUCGUGUCAUAAGUGGAGGUCUAGGCGGUGAGCCCACCCUCAGAUCUGCAGUCUGAUGAUCAGAUCGUGAGAUCGAAGCUCGGUCUUUUCCGCCGGGCUGGGUCCUCCGACUGUCUGCAUGGGAAGGUCUCAGUGUUGUGGGUGUGUUCGAGAAAGAGUUUAAAAAUCCCACACAUGCGCACAACGGGCUCCAGACCCCCUCUUUCUCACAUACACACACACGGAGAAGCACACACUCACUCUUACACACUCUUCUUGCGCCAUAUUGGAGUGCUAACGGAGCGGAGCCAUUCAGCGCUGUAACCCGCUAGCACAGCUCGGCUAGCGGCUACUCCGGACUCUUAGCCCCGCUUCUGCUCGGCGCUUUUUAAACCUCUUCGCGGUUCCUGAAACUCCCCCAGGCGUCGGCUUUUAUCCCCCAGGCGAGUGUUUUUCCAGUGUCUGGGUCGUUUUGUUUGUGUGCGUUUUCCUCUCUCUUUCGGAGCCGUUCGCUCUGAUGGACCCGAGGCUCACCUGGAUCCAGCCCGAGCAGAAGGGACCUGCUAACGCUCUGUGGAUGCGGGUGUGGGAAACCUCGCAGGGCUUCCGGACCGGGACGAACCGGGCCGGCUCACCCACCAUGGCGUCUAGUUUUUCGAAGAACAGCCCCGGCGUGGUUCCGCCGGUACCGUGCUUCUCCGGCCACCAUCACCUCGCUAACGGCAGCGCCGUCUCCUCCGGCUUCUGCCCGAUGGUGGACUCCUGCGGCGUGAUCGAGCUGGCCAACGGCGCGAUAAAGGCUCCCCAGAAGGACGGCUCUCUGUCCCCGACCGAGUCCGCCGACUCGGAAACGGACAGUCCCAAGUCGGACUCCUCUGGAACUUUAGCCAAACUUCAUUUCGAUUUCGUCGAGCAUUUGCACAACAUUAACAACUACCUGCAUCACCGUCGCCACCAGCAGCAGCAGCAGCUCCAUCCCCACACAUCUCUGCAACCACACUUCCACCGGCACGUCCCCUCGAAAGACCUCCAGCAGAACCACCACCAGGCCAGAAAGAAGAGCGACAACAAAGCCAGCACCUACGGCAUCACCUACCUGCUCUCCAGCUCCAACGCCAACCACUUCUGUUCAGGGACACCGUGGAAGACGAGACGAUACAGCCCCAGUAUUAACGGGCUCCAUGAAGAGAUAGUGGACUUCUACCACUUCAUGUCCCCGCGGCCGGAGGAAGAGGCAAUGAGGAGAGAUGUGGUGAACCGUGUUGAGACUGUGAUAAAAAGCCUGUGGCCUACAGCUAACGUACGUAUUUAUGGCAGCUUCAGUUAUGGACUAUAUCUCCCAACAAGUGACAUUGACCUGGUGGUGUUUGGGAAGUGGGAGCGGCCUCCUCUACAGCAGCUUGACCAGGCCUUGAGGCAGCAGGACUUUGUCGAGCCUUUCUCCAUCAAAAUACUGGAUAAAGCUACAGUUCCUAUAAUUAAACUCACUGACACAAAAACGGAGGUGAAAGUGGACAUCAGCUUUAAUGUAGAGAGUGGAGUCAAAGCUGCAUGCUUUAUUAAGGAAAACCUGAAGAAAUACUCAGUGCUGCCAUACCUGAUCUUUGUUUUGAAGCAGUUCCUACUGCAGAGAGAUCUAAAUGAAGUGUUCACUGGAGGCAUCAGUUCCUACUGCCUCAUUUUAAUGGCCAUCAGCUUCUUACAGCUCCACCCCAGAAUCGACUGCAAGAGCUCUAAUAUCAAUCUAGGCAUUUUGCUCAUCGAAUUCUUUGAGUUGUAUGGUAGAAAUUUUAACUACCUGAAGACAGGUAUCCGUGUGAAGAAUGGGGGGGCGUACCUUGCCAAGGAAGAGAUGAUGAAGGCCAUGACUAAUGGAUAUAGACCCUCAAUGCUGUGUAUCGAGGACCCAAGCUCACAAGGUAAUGAUGUAGGUCGCAGCUCUUACGGUGCCAUGCAGGUUAAGCAGGUGUUUGACUACGCUUACAUUGUCCUGAGUCACGCCGUCUCUCCCCUGGCCCGCUCCUAUCCCAACAAAGACAUGGAAAGCACACUAGGCCGGAUAAUCAGACUGACCCAGGAGGUGAUUGACUACAGGGAGCGGAUUAUCAAGAAAUGGGCAAAUGGACACAAUACCAAAAUAAACCACGGUCUUGCUCAGCUCGGAGGUGAUUCAGAGGAGCAGCAGAGAGACUCAUCAUCUCCUCAGAGUGCUGAUUCCAUCAUGUCUCUGUCCAGCCCUCAGCAGCACUCCUCGCCGUCAUCCUCGUCCUCUUCUUCCUCUGUUUGCUCCUUGUCAGGAAGUGACAUUGACUCUGACUCUGUUCCAUGUGGAACCAAGCAGCCUCAAGCUUUCCAAGAAUCCACAUUGCCCAGCAUGCAGCAGAGGACACAAAACGGGGCAAAUCCUUCUGAAACGGUUUCCUCAUCCAAGGGACAGCUGCGAAAAUCGCUCCCUCCCAAUGUGGUGGUUCCCCCACUUUUGCCAGGGAGACCAGCGUGUGUGGACAGGUGUGUUCCGUUUAGUGCUGGAUACCGGCUGCCCACUCCAGUGGCCUCCCCUGUCUACCUCAGCCCCCUUUCGGGCCCUCACCACCAGCACUUUGCCAAGUUUAAUAACGGCCAGAGGUUCGGACUGAAGGGGCCGCCGCACGCCAGCAACUUCGAGCCUGGAGUAAUGCCUGGACCCCGAGCUCUUCCUCCACAGCACAACCGCAACACCUGGCGCCGCCGCAGGAGGGACACAGCACCCUCCAGCCUUAGCAGAUAGAGCCUGCACUUCUGCCACGGCUCAAAGGUAGCACUUCGUUCCUUCCUAGGUGGCCGCGAAACCCUCUCCCCGCUCUCUGGCGCAUGUGGUUUUGAUCUCCAGGUCACAGCGUUUGCAUCUAACGUGACUGACUGGCUGUUUGGAUGUACUUGUUUGUUUAUAUGUAAUCACUGUUCACCUUUUUUAAUUUUUAAUUUUUUUUUUUAUUUGACCCUUCCUCCUCCACCUUUUUUGUGUUGUCUGGUGGCUGUAGCUUUUUAUGUUUGGUAGAAGUUAAAGUUGGGUUUCUGUUUGUGGUGCACACUAAACUUUUCAACACAGCCAGGCUGUACUCGGAAUAAUUUUUAGUAUAACUUGUGCAAUAUGGGUGUUUUUUAUUUGGAAUUUUUAGUUCAUUUUUUUUUUUAAUUUAAUGUUUGUCAAAGUUUACAUUUGUGUUAUGUAAUGAAUGUUAAGACUGUGGUGAGGUUUAUUUGAUGCUCUUAUGUGCAUAACAUUUUAGCAUGUUCAAAUCCAAACCAUGAACGUUUCCGUGAGCCAUGUGGUUUUGCGCAUGCUAAAACCCUAUUUAUGUACUCGAUUCCGUAAGACGUCCUCUCUGUGUCGGCCUGCCAUACGUGCAUUUCAGCUUCCGCACCAGCAGGUGGAGCCAUUGUUCUUAAACUGCUCUGUGCCAAAAUCCUAUGGCUACUACAACCGGAGGCCUGAUCGACCAAGUGUUCCUUAUGUUAUAGCCCACGUCUCGUCUUUUCACAGCCAGCAACGUACCAAAUCACUUCUUCUUGAUUUUUAUACUUGAUUAAUGUUGACUUUUUAUUUUGGGUCAGAAUUGUGACUCACUGCUAAUGUGUUUUUGUGGCCAGCUGAUUAGUUGGGUUAGGGCACAUUUCUGGGGUUAAUUUAAGUCUUACUGAUGUCUCAUUGUCACUUUUACUUUGAGUCGAAGCUCGAGAAUGAAGCGAGCAUGUCCUUUAGUCCAUUUCAAUUGGUGUGGGUUUUUUUUUUUUUUAUUAU